Trifolium pratense (red clover) is the source of this 1353-nucleotide messenger RNA. RefSeq lists its product as uncharacterized. Lineage: Eukaryota; Viridiplantae; Streptophyta; Magnoliopsida; Fabales; Fabaceae. The transcript has 10 exons. Bases 60 to 1016 code for a protein of 318 amino acids. The record is from RefSeq and is a predicted model, not a curated record.
AUCACCAUAGAUAAGUGUUUGCAAGAGAAAGUGAAAAUAUACUGUAAUUCACAACAAAAAUGGCGGCACUGUCACAAACCUUGAACAUUUAUCCCUCCACAACGAUACUUCAAUUUUCCUUUCCUAAUUCAAAGCUGAAUCAACCACGCUUCUCAUCCUUCUCAAUUCGAAGCUCUCGCUUCCAACCUAUUAUCUGCAGUUCCUCCAAUGUUAAACCAAAAAAGCAUUCUUCUUCCUCAUCCACCAAAAACAAAAACCAAAACCUAACCAACAACGAUAAGAAGAAGAAGAAGAAUAACAACAAGAACAAUGUUGAAAUUGCAGAAUCCGAUUUCACUUCCACUUCUACUUCCAAUUCUUCUCUGCUUCCUCAAGUUCCUACGCCACUCCCUAAACCUCCGGUUGGUUUCGUUGUAGAUGACACCGGCAAGCUGCUUUCGGCUUCCAGUGACCAACUUACAACACUUGUUGAUCCUGCAAACAACCUUCCUUUGGAGUGUGUGAUAAGAAGAUUGUUCACGAGUUCUCGAGGAGAUGAAUGUAUGUUGCUAUCCCCAGUUGACAUGCCUGUUCAAAUAUUGCAGAAUACGGGUGAUGGAUGGGUAGAAGUCAGCUACGAAGAGUUUGAAUCUCUUCUGCCUGCUGCUGCUUUUGCAUUUGCAAAAUUACGCAUGCAUCUGGUUUAUAGUGGAUACUGCUAUACUGCUCGUGGUGGUUUUUAUUACACAGAAGAAGACAUAUUUGACUUCCAUGCAGAUGGUAAAGACGACGGCUUGGGAACUGAGGGCAUAGAAAUCACACGCUUCAACCAUGAUGGAUCACACUACAUGAUACACACACCAUCUGAUCCACUUCUUUUUGUUGCCGCGAAGGAUAAAAAUGGAAUGCUACAAAUUGCUGACGAUGAACUGCUUGAGGAUCCUGCUGUUAUUAGUGCCAUAGAUGAAGAGACUGAAUUCAAUGCCCUGGUGGAGGAAGAACACGCACUCCUUAACGCACUGUUGGCCGCUGAGUAAAAUAUAACCAUAUAUACUCACAUUGGAUUAAAGCUAUCUUACUGUUUCCCUUUUAGUUUUUCAUCUGGAUUGCCGCGACCUCGUUUGACUGCUGAAUUUUGUGGGUAGAAUAGCUUCUUUUAUGUACAUGAUCAACUUUGUAUUUAUGCAGCAGUAUGCAUAUUUUAGUAAGAAUUGAGGGCUGAAACAAUUUUGUUUGUUGUGCAUGUGGAUGCAUGCGUGCAUAUGGGUGGGUAGAUAUAGUAUACUCCCUCUAGGAGUAAGUUUUCAACUGUACUGUUAUUACUGUUAAAUCCAACUUUUUUAUAGUAUCAUAUCAUAAUCAUAAUAUCAUAAU